CUAUUUCAUGAAUCUUUGACAGAGGCGUUACUUUCCGGCGCAAUAUUCUGUGAUGCUGAUUGUAUGAGCUCUCGGGGAGUAAUCAAAUCAGGUAGCACAAUGUUACACAAUGUACGAUUGCAACAAUUUGUUUAUUUGUAUUUCGGCGGCCUGCUAUUGUUUUUAGCGGGGCUCCAUCACGUAGAAGCGGCCACCACCGAAAUGGCCAACCUGAACUGGAAACCGUUCAUCUACGGAGGGAUGGCCUCUAUUGUCGCAGAAUUCGGUACAUUCCCCAUAGACCUGACUAAGACGCGGCUGCAGGUGCAGGGCCAGUCCCAGUACAUGGAGGUGCGCUACCGGGGCAUGUUCCACGCCCUGUUCAAGAUCGGCAAGGAGGAAGGCAUCAAGGCACUGUACUCUGGCAUCUCCCCAGCUGUCCUGAGGCAAGCCUCCUACGGGACCAUCAAGAUUGGGACAUACAACACACUGAAGAGGUUGUUUGUGACCCAUCCGGAAGAUGAGACCAUGGUGAUCAAUGUGUUCUGUGGAGUGGUGUCUGGAGUCCUGUCGUCCUCUCUGGCCAACCCCACUGAUGUCGUCAAGAUCCGCAUGCAGGCCCAGGGCAGUCUGUUACAAGGCAGCAUGAUGUCCAACUUCAUUAACAUCUACCAGACAGAGGGAACCCGCGGCCUGUGGAGGGGCGUCAUCCCUACAGCUCAGCGGGCAGCCAUCGUAGUGGGAGUGGAGCUUCCUGUCUAUGACAUCACUAAGAAGCACCUCAUUAAGUCUGGCACUAUGGGAGACACCAUACUAACACACUUUAUUUCCAGUUUUAUGUGUGGCCUGGCGGGGGCGCUAGCCUCCAACCCAGUGGACGUGGUGCGGACACGUAUGAUGAACCAGCGAGUGCUGUCAGGGAACCCCAUGUAUAAAGGCACGCUGGACGGAUUGAUGCAGACAUGGAAGAACGAGGGAUUCUUUGCCCUCUACAAGGGCUUCUGGCCCAACUGGCUGCGGCUGGGGCCAUGGAACAUCAUUUUCUUUAUUACGUUCGAGCAGCUGAAGAAACUCAACUUGUAGUUGGAACAGGAAGUGGACACUCCGUCGGACUAGACACCGGGAUGGGCAACUCCAGUCCUCGGGGGCCGGAGUGGUGUGUCACUUUUUCCCCAUCCCUAGCAAACACAGCUGAUUAAGGCCAGGCACCACACCCUAAUAGGGAUUUUUAUCUUAAUGAUAUCACAAUCAACUUUUACCAGUUGAAUGUAGACACAAAAUAGUUUUUUGUAUACGUUCUUCUGAAAUAUUAAAAUAUGGAAAUGAG
Coregonus clupeaformis (lake whitefish) is the source of this 1306-nucleotide messenger RNA. RefSeq names its product kidney mitochondrial carrier protein 1. The transcript has 8 exons. NCBI's taxonomy places the organism in Eukaryota, Metazoa, Chordata, Actinopteri, Salmoniformes, Salmonidae. The coding region runs from base 64 to 1062 and encodes 332 amino acids. The record is from RefSeq and is a predicted model, not a curated record. Gene Ontology annotation, cellular component: mitochondrial membrane. Gene Ontology annotation, biological process: mitochondrial transport.